Messenger RNA from Paramecium primaurelia, 649 nucleotides. Lineage: Eukaryota; Ciliophora; Oligohymenophorea; Peniculida; Parameciidae. The record is from the annotation of a GenBank genome assembly.
AUGGGAAUAGACAUUGUUAACUUCUACAGCAGCUAUGGUAGUUAUCAUAACAAUAAAGUGUAAAUUUAUAUAAUUAUCAAAAAUACAGGAACAAGGCAAUUCAUUUAAUAUGCAUUCCACUCAUUUUGUUAUCAGCUAUUUAAAUUGUCAACCAUUACUCAUUCACAAUUGAUACAGGUUGUUGUCAAUUAAAUUUUGGUAUAAUAACAUUGUUUGUUCUUGCUUUAGUCUAUAUGGCUGUAGACUUAUUUAGUGGAGUAAUAUUUAUAUUAUCUAUGAUACACUAAAGAUUCUUGCUUCGUCAUUUUAUAUAGCAAUAACACUCUAUCUCAAUUAACGUUUCACUAAUGCUGAUGAGGCUUUAUGGAAUCAUCAUUUGUGUGUUGCCACUACCUUCCAAAUCACUUGUUGGAUUUUGUAAUUUAUUGGACAUGGAGUGUUUGAAAGUAAUCCUAUACAUUAUUUUCUAAUUUUCUUAGAAAGAGCCCCUGCCCUUUUAGAUAAUAUUCUAUAGAUAUUUGUUGCACCUGACUUUGUAUUUUUAGAAUUAAUGUUCUUUUUUGGUUACAAACCUGAAAUCCAUAAGGCAUGUCAGAAUUAGAUAUAAAACAAUAUCAAACAAUUUAGAAAUUCAAAGAAACAAAAAUGA